This is a messenger RNA of Laetiporus sulphureus 93-53, 1200 nucleotides long. Its product is annotated as alpha/beta-hydrolase. The transcript is spliced from 2 exons. Lineage: Eukaryota; Fungi; Basidiomycota; Agaricomycetes; Polyporales; Laetiporaceae. The coding region runs from base 1 to 1200 and encodes 399 amino acids. The record is from RefSeq and is a predicted model, not a curated record. Gene Ontology annotation, molecular function: hydrolase activity.
AUGUUCGCUUUUCGUCACGAGCCCCUUAAGUCCCUAUACAAACUGUACGCUUACGUCGCCACAAUAUGCGUACGCCUUCCCUACGCCAACAUCACGUCCAGAAUUCAAGCCCUUCGGCCCAGGCGGACUUGGUCCGCUCGCAGAGCAUACAUUCUUCCUCUCCUGCGGGCUCGCAUCGAGGACUGGUUCGCGACCGGCCUGCCUCUGAGUCCGGGCCAUGAUCCCGAAGAGAUUGUCGCCUCUGGGCAGGCCGACGCUCUUGGUUUUGUGUGGGUGCCGGCCAUUGAUCCCGGACUCAUCGUGGGUGAAGUGAGUGAGAUGGCGGAGCUAAACGGCGUGAAACCGAAGAAGACACACGGAUAUUGGCUCAAGUCGCAGAAGGUCACGGGAAAGGGAGAUUACAAGGCGGAUGAGGGCGAGAAAGUAGUUAUGUAUUUCCACGGAGGAGGAUAUGUGAUGAGUUCCUCCCACCCAAACGGAGGCCCGACCGGUCCAAUAUGCAGCGGUAUCUUGGGGAACUGCACGACUGUCACACGAAUCUUCUCCUGCGGCUAUCGCCUGUCAUCGUCAUAUCCCUACCCUGCUGCGAAUCCUUUCCCUGCCGCUCUCCUCGAUGCGCUCGCUGGCUAUCAGUAUUUGCUUCGCACUAUCGGUGUGCGAGGAGAGAACAUCAUCAUCCUUGGUGAUUCCGCUGGAGGCCACCUUGCCGUCUCGCUCGUCAGAUACCUCGCAACGCACAAUCUCAACGAGUUACCCACUCCGGGCGCGCUCGUGCUCCUUUCUCCUACUGUGGAAUUCGAAAUAACACACAAAGGGUCUGGUUCAUCUCUCAAUCGAAAUGCAGCCACGGACUACUGCGGCAUUUUCUUCAAGGGAUAUCCGGGGAAGAGCCUGCUGGGGAAUUUUCCCGAGAAGGAAGCAUUGACGAAUGCAUGGAUCUCGCCGGCUUCCCUCCAGCUGUCGCGGUUUGAAGGAUUGUUCACAGGCUUCCCUUCUACAUAUAUCGUCUGUGGAGAGGCAGAAAUCGGGUUGGAUGCGAUGCGCACAUUCCGCGACCGCCUCAUUGGCGACAUCGGGGAGACCAAGGUGACCUACGAUGAGGUGAAAGAUGCCACACAUGAUUUCAUAACAAUGUCGUGGCACGAGCCCGAGAGGAGCAAUAUUCUGAAAAUCAUUGGUGAAUGGAUCGACGCAAGAUGA